AGCUGCAAGCGUUCUCCUAAACUUCUGUAACUUUCUCUCUCCCCUCACAUUUCUCUCUCUUUCAUUCUCUGAAUUCUACCUGUGUUUGAUCCGUUCAGAUGACCUAACACUCGAAACCCUUUUCACAAUUCUGCAAAUCAAACAUGAAAUGUUGAAGAUUCUUAGCAUAGAUCACAACCCUUUUCCUGAUGACACUCCAUAAAUGGAAACCUUCACUUUUUGCGGUUCUUUUCUAAGUUUAAUCAAAAGAGUUUGAUCUUCUCUUUUGAGUAAAAUCUGAGAUUUGGUAUAAAAAUUCAGUUUAAAGUUGUGGGCUGGUAAGAAAUUGGAGAUUUAUUUGGGAAGUUAAUGAUAGGCCAUUGGCAUCUAUGAAGACUAUGCGGAUGGUUGGGACAAAUAAGAGGGUACUGUGUUGGCUGCCCAACAAUUGUUUCACAUGGAAUGGCAGAUCCUGCUAGUUAUGUCAAUCCUGAUCGUGACAUUGAGCAGGCACUGGUUGCUUUGAAGAAAGGAACUCAGUUGAUCAAGUACAGCAGGCAAGGAAAGCCUAAGUUUUGCCCCUUCAGACUUUCUGCAGAUGAAACAACACUGCUCUGGUUCUCGCGUGGGUCAGAGAGGACUCUAAAGCUAUCUACUGUUCAACGGAUUAUUCCUGGGCAGAGAACCCCUGUAUUUAGAAGAUUUUUAAGACCAGAAAAGGAGUAUUUGUCAUUUUCACUGAUAUAUAACAACGGCGAAAGAUCUCUUGAUCUGAUUUGCAAGGAUAAAGCUGAAGCAGAGGUUUGGAUUGCUGGCUUGAAGGCUGUAACUUCAACUGGCCAAGCUCGUGGUAGACGAACUCGGAGUGAUAUUCCUGAUCUACGUGACUCAGUUAGCGAUUCCAUUCAGAACGGACGCCCAUUUGGAUCAACACUAGAGUUUACUUCAAGUAUCCCUCGUGGCAGAGUUUCUUUGGAUCUAGGUUCUCGUGAAACAAACUCAAAUUCUCCAUGCUCAGAUGUGGGUUCUGAGAGUACAACAACUAUGCAAGGAAGAACAAGUGGUGGAGAUGGUUUCCGUCUUAGCGUAUCAAGCACUCCUAGUUGUUCAAGUGCAGGUUCUGGACCCGAUGAUAUAGAAUCUUUGGGAGAUGUUUAUGUCUGGGGUGAAAUUUGGUCUGAUGGUGUAUCAACCGACAGAUAUGGGAACCCCAUCCCCAUAAUAAAUGAUGUACUGACUCCUAAGCCCUUGGAGUCAAAUGUAGUACUUGAUGUUCAGCAAAUUGCUUGUGGUUCUCGACAUGUUGCCCUGGUUACAAGGCAGGGUGAGGUCUUCACCUGGGGAGAGGAAUCUGGGGGGAGGCUUGGUCAUGGAAUCGAAAAAGACUUCAGUCGUCCUCGUCUUGUUGAAUAUUUAGCAGUUACAAAUAUAGAUUUUGUUGCCUGUGGUGAACAUCAUACAUGUGCUGUAUCUACUUCUGGCGAUUUAUACACAUGGGGAGAUGGCAACCACAAUGCUGGACUUCUUGGUCAUGGGAAUGAUAGUAGCCACUGGAUACCCAAAAGAGUUUCAGGUCCUCUGGAAGGCCUUCAAGUUUUGUCCGUUGCUUGUGGGACAUGGCAUUCAGCAUUGGCAACUUCCAGUGGAAAGUUAUUCACAUUUGGUGAUGGAUCAUUUGGAGUUUUAGGUCAUGGUGAUCGUGAAAGCGUCACUUAUCCAAAGGAAGUUCAACUGUUGAGUGGAUUGAAGACUGUCAAAGUUGCUUGUGGUGUGUGGCACACGGCGGCUAUUGUAGAGGUCACAAACCAGGCUUCCAAUGUUUCCUCUAAGAAGUUAUUUACCUGGGGUGAUGGAGACAAAAAUAGAUUGGGUCACGGAAAUAAAGAAACUUAUCUUCUCCCAACCUGUGUCUCUGCACUUAUUGAUUACAAUUUCCACCAGAUAGCAUGUGGAAAUAAUUCAACUGUUGCCCUUACAACAUCAGGUCAUAUCUUCACUAUGGGAAGUAAUGCAUGUGGUCAGUUGGGAAAUCCAGAAUACGAUGGAAAACUGCCUUGUUUAGUGCAAGAUAGAUUAGUUGGAGAAUUUGUAGAAGAAAUAGCUUGUGGAGCAUUUCAUGUUGCAGCCCUGACUUCCAGAAGUGAAGUUUUUACCUGGGGAAAAGGUGCUAAUGGAAGGUUGGGACAUGGAGAUUUGGAAGAUCGCAACAUUCCCACAUUUGUUGAAGCGCUAAAAGACAGGCAUGUGAAGAACAUAGCGUGUGGCUCAAAUUAUACAGCUAGCAUUUGCAUUCAUAAAUGGGUGUCCGGGGCGGAUCAAUCACUUUGCAGUGGUUGUCGGCAAGCUUUUGGUUUUACUCGAAAAAGACACAACUGCUAUAACUGUGGCCUUGUUCAUUGCCAUGCUUGCAGUUCUAAGAAGGCAAUGAAAGCAGCAUUAGCUCCAACUCCUGGAAAACCACAUAGAGUUUGUGACUCCUGCUAUAUUAAGCUUAAAAAGGCGGCAGAGGUUGGGAGCGUAUCACUCAGCCGGAAAGGGACUGGUGUUCAUCGUCCCACUGACAGUAGUAUUAGAGCGGACAGAGGAGAAGUUAGGUCUUCCAGGAUUCUGCUCUCCCCGAAGACAGAGUCAGUCCGAUAUCUCGAGGUCAGGUCAGGAAACCCUGGGAUAAGAAAUGACUACGCAAUGGUGCGAGCAUCCCAAGUUCCAUCACUAGUACACUUGAAAGAUAUUGCAUUUCCAAGUUCACUUAGUGCUCUUCAAUAUGCUCUUAAACCUGUGGCAGUUAAUGCUCCUCCACCCCAGCUACAGCUGCAGCCACCACCCCAACCUUCAUCCAAUUCCCGGCCUGCUUCACCAUAUUCAAGGAGACCAAGUCCUCCGCGCUCUGUUACUCCAGUGUUUUCCAGGGGUGUGAUUGAUAGUUUGAAAAAGACGAACGAACUUCUGAAUCAAGAAGUAUCCAAACUGCAAAAUCAAGUAUGUCUUGCUUUCUGUAGGCACUUGCCUGUGUCAAAUGUAAACUUCUCUUUCAGUUAUCUCAUUUUGAUGGUUGUCUUUCCUUCAAAAUGAUUAGAUGAAAAGUUUGAAGCAGAAGAGUGAAUUCCAAGAUGAGGAAAUGCGCAGGCUAAGGGACAAAGUCCAAGAAUCUGUUUCAUUGGCUGCAGAGAGAUCCUCCAAGUGCACCGUGGCAGUUAAAGUCAUGAAGUCCAUUGCAACACAAGUAAUUUUUCAAUCCCACUUCUUCAGAAGCCUAUGCUAUUAAUAUGUAUUGAAGAUUAUUGUAACCUCGUGAUCAUGUAAGUUGCAUCACCAACAUUUAACUCCUUGUUGCUUGACAUGGCACAGUUGAAAGAAGUUACAGAGAAGUUGCCUUCAGAUAUUUCGGAGAAAGAGAGUUUCCAAUCCAUGCAGACUCAAGUAGAAUCUUUCCUGGAAAACAUUGGACCUGUAGAACUCGAAACCGGUUCUUCUUCUCCACCAAAUGUCUCACAUGUUGAAAAUAAUGUAAAUACUCCAAGAUUCCAGGAAAUACAGCAAAAUUCAGAAACUCCAAGGGGUGCCAACGGAUCCCCUAUCUCCGAUACCACUGAAGGUGCAGCUCAGCCUAGUACAGAGAAUAGACCACCAUCAUCCAAAGCUUCUGCACGCGAGGUUAUUGAACAGUUCGAACCUGGAGUUUAUGUAACACUCCUCCAACUUAGUGAUGGAACCAAAAUUUUCAAGCGAGUCAAAUUCAGGUACCACACUACAUUGACUUUCUCUUUUUUCCAUCAACAAUACUGAAGCCUUCAAAUACAUAUCUUUUGUAUCUAUCUGCUCAUCAAAAACAAAAAAUGAAACACAUAAUUACUACAGAUCUUUGAUCCUUCCAAACUUGCUAGAUUAAAAAAUCAAGGCUCAAACAUCUCCAAAAUGUCAGGAAAAUUCAAAUAUGAAUUAAUACUGGUUCGUUUUCUCCGCUAUAAAAAUAAACUUUUAUAGACAAUCCUUACCAUAAGAAAUACAUCUACUGUGCUCAAUUCCCUUGCAGUAAAAGAAGGUUUGUGGAGCAGCAGGCAGAAGUAUGGUGGAAGGAAAAUAAAGACAGGCUGCUCCAAAAAUAUAAUGCGCCAAAAGCGACUAGCGCGCCAACUGAACCCUCAGGAGCUGAAGCAUCCGAGGAACAAAGCGAAACCACACAAACUUCAUAGGACUAAUUGUAGCUCAGUUUCUUAGUGAUUUAAUACAGGAAAUGGAUAGGUAGGAAGCUUAUGUACUUUGUGCUAUAGCACGACGAAUUUAGGAGUCAGACAUAUGAUUCUUCCAGAGAAUAGAAAACUUCACAUUUUCAUAGCAGUCAGCAGAACUGCUAUGGUAGUCUUCUUUUUUGCAGAAAGAAAGCUGAGAGUUUGAUUCUUUUGAAACAGAGUAGAGUACAAGAUUAUGCAACAUGAGAAUGUCUAUCCUUCAACAAUUCAUUUAGUCUCUAGAAAAGGCUGAAUCCUAUUUCUAUUUUGCUUUUUAUACACCUUUAUUUGAAUUCAGAGGAACAAAGAGUGUUUUUCUUGUUUAACUACUGAUCAAAUUAGCAUCUUUUAUGAGUAGUUGCAAAAGCCAA
Oldenlandia corymbosa var. corymbosa is the source of this 4579-nucleotide messenger RNA. Lineage: Eukaryota; Viridiplantae; Streptophyta; Magnoliopsida; Gentianales; Rubiaceae. The record is from the annotation of a GenBank genome assembly.